This is a messenger RNA of Effrenium voratum, 1922 nucleotides long. The record is from the annotation of a GenBank genome assembly. Lineage: Eukaryota; Dinophyceae; Suessiales; Symbiodiniaceae.
CACGGAACUCUCCUUUUUUGGGGGCCCUUUGUUUGGUUUCUGUUCAGGGCGGAAGGCCGCCCGGACGCCUUGGUUCAGAUGGAAAUUUCUCCUGGGCCUGAUGCUGGCGAAGCUGCUGGUGUUGGCAGGGGCUGUUGCGGAGGAGGGCAACGGCAACGGUCUGUGCUGGUACAACAGCGAUCGCAGCUAUGAGCGGUGUUGCUUGGGAGGUGAUCCUGGGUGCUGGGUGGGCAUUUGGGUCACGGCCGACAUGUGCUGCCAUCCCAUGUCGCCGCAGCAGCAGCAGUGCUUCGACGAGAUGGAGGGCCGGGUGGAAGCCAAGCUGAGCAAGCUACGAGAAACUUUGGCCGCAGCUGAAGAAGCUGGUCUCACGGAGUUCCUGGGGAGGGGGAGGAUGUAUCGUUAUACAGCCAGCUAUGAGAUCCUCUUGUCUCAGCCGCUCUCUUUGUGGUCCUGGGCCUGCAGUGUGUCGGAUUCCCCUCUGCUUUGGAGCGACUCUUGCGCUUGCUGCGAGCCCCCAGAAGAGGGCUGCGACGAGACCGACGGCACGCAUGGACAGAGGCAGAGCGCCUGGUCCAACUUUGUGGGGUGCUGCUACACCAUCUACGCUCGGAAGGCCCUGGAUCCGCCGGACGAGGCGCUGGAGCAGAGCAUCCAGGAACAGCUGCAGGGCCUCACCCCGCGGCGGAAGAGCGUCAUGGAGGACGGGCCGCAGCUCUCCUGGAAGCUGGGCACCACGACGUUGGCGCGGGGCUGCGUUGUGUCUGUCCACGCCGACGGAUCGGUGACGACCUGCGAGGAGAGCCACGCUUGCCACGGCGGCGGCAGCUUCGAUUGCUCCUUCCUGCGCGCCUUCCGCCUGGCGCUCGAAGUGAUUCAGAAGCUCCGCCCCUUGCCGCCGCUGGAUCUGGUGCUGAAUGCCGGGGACGAGACCGUGGACAACACCCUGCAGGCGGCGCCGGUAUUCACGCGGGUGGGCACCCGGUGGACACACUCCCUGGCGCUGCCCGCGGAGUGGCAGCUGCACCCGGGGCAGUGUGGGAAGAGCGUGAAGGUGGGAAUGAACGCCAUGCUCCAGAUCCGCUGGGAGGACAGGGAAGCGCUCUUGGUUUGGCGGGGGUCCCACUCGAACUUGUGGUCCCCGCACUGCAAGAUCUCACCAGCCGCCAGGGAUGAGGAGAUGCUUAGGAAGUGCGUGGAGCUGCCUUUGGGGGAGAUCCGUUUGCCCCGCUGGGACCUCAGCACCUGGCUGCAGAUGCCCCGGGGCCGGCUGCUGAUGCUCACGCGCUUCGCGCCUUAUCUGAUCGACGCCAAGCUGGUGGACUCCCAGGUGGCCCCCAUGAGCUCUGAGCUGGAGCAGUUCUUGCGGGAGGAGCAGCUCUUUGGCGACCGGAUCAAGGGGGAGGACUUUGCGAGGUACAAGUACCAGAUCGCCAUCGAGGGCAACAGCGCGGCGGACCGCAUCUGCUGGCAGCUCUUUUUGGGCUCUGUGGUGCUGGUGCCGGACGGUCCCUGGCAGAUUUUAGCACCUCUAAGCCUCAUGCAGCCCUGGGUCCACUACGUGCCAGUGAUGUAUGAUCUCAGCGAUUUGGUGGAACGACUUCAGUGGCUGCGCUCCCACGACGAUGAAGCGAAGGCCAUCGCUUUGAACGGCGUCACCUUUGCCCAUCGUUAUCUAACCUGUGACGGGAACAUCUACUAUGUGGACCGCUUGCUUCGUGCGUAUGCUGACAGACUCUCCGACUGACCACAAAUACCGCGAUCGCGUCCCAACACGAAGCUCCAGCGCUCAGCUCCCCCGCGGUUCCAACAGCAGGGCCCGGCCAGCGGCCGUGCCCGGGGUUUCCUGGACUGCGACGGGGCGUCCUGACGCGACCGUCGAGGUGGUGUCGACAAGGCGAAGCCGCGGAGCCGAGACGGCC